UGGUGGUUUCUUCCCAACGAACAUAUCAAGAGUGAUUCUUGGUUUUUAAAAAUGUCCAUUAUGAAUCCUGUUAAGCAGAGUUUUGGCACUUAAUGCUUUUCUUAACGACACCACGGUACGAGUCCAAGUAAUGAACUCUAAGCGCUCUACAUCUCGCUUCAGAGUAGCAGACACACAACUGGAGGAGGCGACCUUAAGCUUCGCCUCGCUGGAGCGCUGGCCGAGACGUCUGACGUCAGCACGUGACGCACCCGCGCCACCCCCACACCCCGGCCUUCCUCAAACUCCCUGGUGCAGACCCGUGCACCCGGCUGGCGGCCGAUGGGCGAGUCUUGGCCGAAGUUCCUCAGAGGUUUCCCCAGUUACAGAGCUUUCAUUAAGCAGGUUUGGAGCACCGGCGACCAAUAUCUCCUUCCGAGAGCACACGAGGCCCGAACUCUCGACGCAGGACCUCUACUUUCCCUCAAAGGCCCCGACUUUUCUUCGCAAGUGCGGUCCAGGGAAGUGGUACCACCUCGCCACAUUAGACGCGUUUCUUACGUCACUCACGCGCCACCACUGAUUGGCCGGAGCCUAUGUGUUAGUGUUUUGGGACACAUCAGACGUUUUGACAAGAUGCCUGAAAGAAAUAUGAACCAUCUCGAUAAGCAACAGGUUCAACUGCUGGCAGAGAUGUGUAUUCUUAUUGAUGAAAAUGACAAUAAAAUUGGAGCUGACACCAAGAAGAAUUGUCACCUAAACGAAAACAUUGAGAAAGGAUUAUUGCAUCGAGCUUUCAGUGUCUUCUUGUUCAAUGAUGAGAAUAAGCUCCUGUUACAGCAGAGGUCAGAUGCUAAAAUUACCUUUCCAGGUUGUUUUACCAACACUUGCUGUAGUCAUCCAUUAAAUAAUCCAAGUGAACUUGAAGAAAAUGAGGCUAUUGGUGUCAGAAGAGCAGCACAGAGGCGUUUAAAAGCUGAAUUAGGAAUUCCCUUAGAAGAGGUUUUACCAGAAGAAAUUGAUUAUGUAACACGCCUUCAUUACAAGGCACAGUCUGACAGUAUCUGGGGUGAAAAUGAAAUUGAUUACAUUUUGUUCGUGAGAAAAAAUGUAACUUUAAAUCCAGACCCCAAUGAGGUUAAAAGCUAUCGUUAUGUGUCAAAGGAAGAACUAAAAGAGUUGAUGAGAAAAGCAGCUAGAGGUGAAGUUAAGAUAACUCCGUGGUUUAAGAUUAUUGUAGAAGCUUUUCUCUUUAAAUGGUGGGACAACUUAGAUCACUUGAGUCAGUUUGUGGACCAUGAGAAAAUACAUAGAAUGUGAAUAUAUAGAUAACUACUAGUGUCUUUACCUAGUGAAUCAGAAUUUUUUUAUUGUGUUGAGCUCCCUCUUAAGACUUUGUCAUGAUACAUGGGUACUUUACAACCAAAAUGUGUGGGAAACCAACUAACUUGUAAUUCUGUAUCAUGUACUCCUCAUAUUUGUACUGCUAGUUGUUUGUAAGAGAUUGGGUUGCAAUGUAGAAAUGCAAAUACAGGUUAAUUUAGCCUGUCCAAGCACAGGGGUAUGACAAAUUUGAAAAAAUAAGUAAAGCUCUUCCCUUUUCAACUUUUUCAAAGUACUAGUUGCCAGGUGCUUUAUGUAUCAGUAAAUUUGUAUCCUAGUCCAGAAAAAUAGGUAAGGAAAACUCUUUGGGUACCUCAAAACAGUCCUACUAGAUUAAACUGGCAGAGCAAGUUCAAAAGAAAUGAAAUGAUUUAAGCGUCAUGUCUCAGUUACAGACAGGAUUGGUUUAAGGCUCCUCUCAUCCCAAAAUGUGGAGAUACUAAAGUUCCUUGUACAUAGUAAAAUAGUGUAGUAUUUGCAUAUGCCCUAUGCACAUCUUGCCCUAUAGCUUAAAUUGUCUAUAGGUUGCUUAUAUUAACUAAUACUAUGUACAUGCUGUGGAACUAUUACACCACGUCAUUUAGAAAAUCAUGAUAAGAAGCCUGUACAUAUUCAGUGCAGAAGCUUUGCCUCUUUCAGAUUAUUUUCAUUCCACAUUUGUUUGGAUGCUUUGUUCCCACAGGUAAGAUGCCAGUUGUAAUUCUGAUUUGUAUCAUUUUAAGUUGCUUUUAUGGUUUAUUCAUUCUGGAAAGUUAUCAUUCUGAUACUUAGAGUGAAUUCUUUUGGUAAUGAUGUCAGUUAGAGAGAACUUUAAAUGGGAAUUUUAGUUAGGAAAGUCUGUUUUGAGAAUUACAGUACCCAGAGAGGAAACUCAAAAUGGGAAUUAGGUUUCACUUACUAGGAGUUAGCCAUUGGUCAUAUCAGCCUUUGGUGUUUGUCAUUCUUUGCUGGGUGCAUGGUAGGAUGAGUGAGUAGCAUCGUCUACUCUACACACUAAUUGCCAUUUUGCACCUUUUUGCCGUGAUGACCACAAUUACAUCAGCAACACAUGGGCCCUGGAGGGCAGAGAGUCACCACUAGUUGAGAACUCCUGAAAACUAUCAGAACUUACAUUGGGAGGUAAUAAUCAAGGAUUGAUGUUCAUGCUGAAUACAUUUUAGUUGUGAUAUAUGUGUAAAUUAAAUUUAAAAUUAUACCCUGAUUAAUGCAUUUUUAAAACUUGCCAUAGAUUUCUCAAAUUCGAAUCAUAAGAUAGUUUCAUUACUCUUAAAUACUAUAUAAUGUUUGUGAAUGAAAAAACAAGCUAAAUGGUUUAUAAAUUCAUGUGUUGUUGACCCUGGCUACUUAAUUUAUAAUUGCAGAGAAAACUAUGUAGCAAUAUUUAUUUUGUUGAAAAAUAAAAAUGUUGUUAGAUUUUAA
This is a messenger RNA of Cavia porcellus (domestic guinea pig), 2781 nucleotides long. RefSeq names its product isopentenyl-diphosphate delta isomerase 1 (gene Idi1). Gene Ontology annotation, cellular component: cytoplasm. Gene Ontology annotation, molecular function: isopentenyl-diphosphate delta-isomerase activity. Bases 322 to 1299 code for a protein of 325 amino acids. The record is from RefSeq and is a predicted model, not a curated record. Gene Ontology annotation, biological process: isoprenoid biosynthetic process; isopentenyl diphosphate biosynthetic process. The transcript is spliced from 5 exons. NCBI's taxonomy places the organism in Eukaryota, Metazoa, Chordata, Mammalia, Rodentia, Caviidae.